Messenger RNA from Rhopalosiphum padi (bird cherry-oat aphid), 2005 nucleotides. RefSeq lists its product as uncharacterized. Bases 432 to 1523 code for a protein of 363 amino acids. Gene Ontology annotation, cellular component: membrane. The transcript has 7 exons. Gene Ontology annotation, molecular function: protein binding. Lineage: Eukaryota; Metazoa; Arthropoda; Insecta; Hemiptera; Aphididae. The record is from RefSeq and is a predicted model, not a curated record.
UGCAGCAGCAGCAGCAGCUGUAGCCGUCCGUGUACGGUUAAAAUAAUAAUAAUAUGAUGGCGUAUAAUAGUAGCGCACUGUACAACCAGGGGGUAGACUGAUCCCUUGGCGGGAGGGCGAGAGAGAUAUCGUUUUAAUCUGUUUCUAUGAUUGUCUGCGUGAUUUCGAGAUCUCGCCAAGGCCUACAGUCCCCGUUCGCGUAUUUAACGUAAUAAUAUUUUACCUCUGUAUUUGUCGUCGAGUCUAUUCGUUGCGCGGCCGGUAGUUUUCGUCAAUUUCAUACGUUCCGCACUUCGCAAAAAAUCCAAAAUCCCUGUGAUGCGAUACAGCCGUCACGCACUCCGUACCUUCGCAAUAACUCCGUCUACGCGAUUGUCGUCUCUUACACCGUUUUGAAAACGUAUCGAAAUGUUGAUGUGAUCGCUCGUCCGAUGGCAAUCAUGAAUAACUGUUUUAUUCUGUUGCUGGCAAUACUCGGCCAUCGGCCAGGCUACAUCAAGGCCGACUGCGUAGACAACAACAGCCGAACUGUUCAGGAGGGCAAGACGUUCAUACCGGGCCCAGAUAUCUGCACUCGGUGUAUGUGCGACAACUCUGUAGCUAAAUGGUGUCACCCUGUGCUCUGUACUGCUCCACAGGAUUGCAAGUCGUAUACAACUGUUGGAAAUAUAUGCUGUGAAUUCAAUUGUUUGGAUGAAACUCUCAAAGGCGAUAAUAUUAAUGCCAGAUCAAUUGCCAGCACUGUAACGGCAUUUUUAUUUUUCAUAUUAAUUGUUUUCCUCAUCAACCGGUUACAUAAAAGAAAUAUAAUGUCAAAUGGAGAAGUAUUUACCGAUCCAAAUUCGCUUCAAAUGGGCGAAGGUGUACGUGGAAUUGGAUUCAUUAGUGGUUACAUGAAUUUACCUAGGCCUGAUUUAUAUUAUGGUGAUCAUGCAACACUUCAUAUACCUUUAUGGAAGACAUACUAUCCACGUGGGGAUGCACCGCCUCCAUAUGACGAAGCUAUUGCAUUACCUCACCAAAUAGUACCCCAACAGUUAAAUACACUAGUAGAUGAAGUUACAGCUUACCAUAGGACUAUACCUUUUACCAUGACUGAAGUUGAACAAAAUAUUCAGCCACAAACUUCUGGUGACCCCGAGACUGAACCAACUACCAACCAACCGUUUUUAGAUGACAAUCAAACAAAUAAUGAUAAAUACCAAUGUCAUGAUAAAAUAACUACAAUUUCUAAUGAUGAUUUCCGAGAAGAAUGUGAAAAUUGUAAGCAUGAUCAGGAACUUGCUGAAGGAUAUGAUGAUAUUUUUCCUGAACCAGAAACAAUGACACUAGAGCGAAGACCACAAUUAUUAACUCAUGAACACGUAGCAGAUGGUAUUGAGUUACGUUCAUCAAUGACCUUACCCGAUAAUGGUAGACUACGAAGGCCUCAUGUUGGUAACUUGAAAGAUAAAUAUAGAGACGGAUGGUUCAAAGAAACUAGUUUAAAAGAAAAUUCAACUUCUGAUGAUGAUCAGCCAUAACAGAAAAGGAUCCUUAUUUAUUGGAUCGAAUGACAUUGAAAUGGAAGAUAUAUUUCUGUAUAAAAAGAAUAAUAAUACAAAUAAAUAUUAAUUACAAAUUUAAAUAAUUCCAUCUAACAAUAUUUUUAUUAUUUUUUUUUUUUAGUCCAUAAAAUAGUAAUAAAUUAAAAUAUUAUAACAUAGGAAUUUUUUUGGUGUAUACUUGAUCUUUUUUUUUUCAGUACAUAUUUGUGAGUUUUUUAGAGCUAUAAGUUCCUAAGCCUAGUUUUCAAGUUUAUUUAAAAUUAAUUUUCUUUAUCUUGUAAAUGUAUUUCAUGUAUGUAUAAUUGUCAAAUAUUUAUGUUUAGUAAAGAUUAAAAACUAAAGUACUGGAAAUAAACGUGUGUUGUAAUUCAACAGUGUCUGGCAGUUUGUUUAAUUUUAUUUAAAAUGUUGUUAUUGUACUUCUAAAGUUUUAAAUAAAAUUGAUAACUGCAUUUAAA